Molecule: messenger RNA, 2684 nt
Organism: Drosophila ficusphila
Lineage: Eukaryota; Metazoa; Arthropoda; Insecta; Diptera; Drosophilidae
Product: protein diaphanous homolog 1
Exons: 1
Coding region: 241-1548 (435 amino acids)
Source: RefSeq, a predicted model, not a curated record
AAAGCGAUCUUACUUUAAACCGCCAUAACUUAAUAAUUUCAAAUAUUAUUCAAAAUCAACCUCACCGCAUUGGUUAUGUGAUCAAAAGGAUCAAAAUUAAAAUAAGUUACCAGGAAAUUAACUGUGGAAUUCUUAUAUCAUGACUUCAGGGCCUUACUAACCCAUAAAUCGAUACAAAAAAAAACAAACAGGUAAUGAAACUUAAAAACAAAUGCUUCACAGACUACCCGCUUUUAUACGAUGGCCGCCUUGGGCCUGCUGCUGCUGGUGGGAGUGCACGGGACCACGAUAAUCAGCAUCAAGUAUCCGGAGAAACCCGCCGAGGUUAUCGUGGAGCCGCAGCCAGCGAAAAGGGAUCUUAGCCUGAGCUACGCGGCGACAAACAUCGACUCCAAAGAGGGAACCCGCGUUAAGACCAUCACGGUUAUCAAGAAUGUAGGUGGCAUUUCGGCGCCCGAAGAAGCUGCUGCCUUGGGAUCCCACGUUCCUAAGAAAAAUCAGCAGCCGAAACUGGCCAUCGAUCCAACUCUGCACAGGAGCGAGGAGUGGGCGACCGCCUUCCGGGACAACUUUGAUUCUUAUGGAUCCCUGCCCGAUGUGCCCGAUAUAGACGACCUAUUUGAGUUCGUGAACCGCAAGAAGCCCGAGGCGGAGAAGAAGGCGAAGGCGUCGCCCAGCCAGGAGGAGGAGAAGGUGCCAAAGGAGCUGGCGAAGCCGGCGGAGGAGACCACCACCGAAAAAGCGGUGGCUGCGGGUGAGCAGAGCGAGGGAGCGACUGUUCCCGUUGGCAACAUCGAUAGCGACGAGGCGGUGGUGGAGAAGAUAAAGGGCGAUGCCGAGCUGCUGCCGCACAUCCAACAGGCAAACAUCCUGCGCCUCCAGGCGGCCCAGGCUCUAUCGGGUAUCCGCACCAAGGAGUCCUUGAUAGCCGUCAACUACUCCACACCCAUGCAUCAGGUAAGCCAGUACUACGACAACUACGUCCAGGCGAUGCCCGUCGGCUACGACUACCCAAAACCAUGCGGCCUGGCGCCGGGCAACAGCAUUCCGGUGACCACGCCCUCGGGCCGCCACUAUGACAUCCCGCAGAGCAACAGCAGUGGCACUGGCGGCAGUCCGCCGUACUUGGCUCCGGCAAUUAAAAAGAAUACCCAGAUUCCGCCGAAUACGGUGCAACCUCCGGUUCAGCCUCCAAAUUAUUCCUCAGUCAACUCGUUAGUGCCGCCCAUUGGGCAACAACCACAGAGCAAUGUGAAUCCGCCGCAGCAACAGCCGCCUCCAAUUGUUACUCCUCCGAGCGGAGGCAUCUUGCCACCUCUGGGAUCAGGCGGAAUCUCCACCAGCCAGCGUCCCUACGUUGCGCCCAGGCUGCGCAACAACGGCCUGGGCAUCAACCGGUCGCCCAGUAGCUCACCGGGCCCGGCUCUGUUUCCCGGACAACCCGGCCAGGUGGGGAGUCCACCGCAGGCCCCAAGCUUCCGCACCAGUAUCUUUGGCAAUGGACCAAACGGUCCCAAUACGUUGCGCUCGCGUGGCCUAAAGUAUUGAGCACUUACACUAGGCGUAUAAUAAUAGAUGCGGUAACAGAGUAAUUAGAUCUUGCAAGAUGGGUGCAAUUAAAUUGUCAAUUGAAAAGUAUUUGAAUAAGCAGUUUAUAGAAACAGAAUCUCAAAAAGUGACUUCAAAAAAAGAUUCAUUGGCACAUCAGUAUAAAGAUUAUAUCUAUAAGAUUAAAAAUAAUCACACUAAUAAUUUAAUAGUGAUAGAAUUGAAUAAAACUAUUAUUAUUUUAAUAGUAACAGACAAUAAAAAAUAAGAUAUUGCCAUAGCAAUAUUAAAAUAGUUUUUUUUUUUGUUUUAUUCGCCAGGUGAUGGCGUUACGAUGGUUGCUACGUACGGGGUACAUAUUUUCUUACCUAGGAAGGUUACAAAAUCGAUCAAUUAUCAAUUUAUUAUAGCUUUGGAAGCAAAAGAGAGCUACAUGACCUUGUAAGGUAUGUAAUUCCACCUGAAUCUUCUUAACUUUAACUUUUCUAUGGACAGUAAUUUGUAUGAGACAUCCCAUACGUGGUAAUCUACAACAGAACCCCUGACAUUACAAUUAUUACGGUGGAGAAUUCUGGGGUUUAUUUUAAAUUUCAAGGUUACUAGAGCUAUGAAAAAUGCAUGAAUGCAUUAAAGAAUUCACUCGUUUAACAAUCAACAAUUUAUAUAUUUCCUGCUGCUGUACACUUGAUGGAAGUUUACAAAAAAGGUACUUUACAAUGGUCUGUUUCGCAAUAAGCUACUCACUAAUCUAGGGAAUAAUCUAGCACAAGGCUGUAAGAAAAACCCAUGCUAAACUGUACCUUAGCGCACGCCACUAUAAUUUUUCCAAAUAUGUAAAAGCAAAACAAAACCGAUUUCAUCGAAGCAGAGCACAAAGAGCAGCGAGUUGUUUGGAAGCAAUCAAUACUACUUUACACACAUUUAACGACUUGUUUUAAUUGAAUCGCACUAUUCCCUUGCAGUAUAUUUGUUUUUAUAGCAAGCUCCAUUCGCUUGCAAUGUUGUUGUUGCAGCCUCGCAGUUGUUGUUGAAGCAUCUCCAGAAGAAGAGGAAGAAGCGUAACGAACGUGGAGGAGCGGGAGAGGCGCAGGGACUUCGCUGUUCUAGGUACGAGUACUGGAUUUAUUCAAUGAACU